CGGAGUGGAAGCUCGAGUGUCCACGUGACGCACGAAUUCGCUACGGUGGACAGCUCUCAUCGCAUGCGCAAGUGCCUGAAGGCGAGGUAGCACCCUUGGCGCUUCAGGACGGCGCGGUGGAUCCUGAUAGCAUCAACAACAGAGACGUGUCUGGUGCGACAGGCGGAACGCAACUGACAAGUGCCAUGACCAAAAGAGUAAGACUUAUUCCAGCAGACGACGACGAAGACCAAUAUGACGAAGGGGAACCACUGCGGCAAAAGAUGCUUUUUGAAUCACCUUUGCGCGAGGCCGGCAUCGCAGCUAAGGAGACGGCUAAAAAGGAAGCAUUAGCGGCGCAGAUCCGCGCACGCGAAGCUAGGAUUGCGGCAAUGCAAAGGCAGUAUAUUACUGCCUCGGAGGCAAGUCAACAACAUGAUACUUCAGCAUCUGCUUCCGGUGGUCAAGAUCCUCUGAGCGGUGGCGCCCAGGCGAGGAAUGUAGAAGUAAGCGGUGAAGCUGAGGAGAGCACUGUAGUGGACUUGAAUAUAGAGAUUCGUAAAGAGGCUGAAAAGGCGAGAAAAUUAUCCAACAAAGCUUCUGCCUCAAAGCAAGGAAGCUGUGCCCGCUCAUCGGCGAGUGCACGACAGGCAACUUCGACGAGAAAAGGUAGAGGAGCUGCCACAGCGCCACUUGCGUCCAGAAGGCCGACAUGGAGACACGCU
Messenger RNA from Amoebophrya sp. A25, 704 nucleotides. The record is from the annotation of a GenBank genome assembly. Lineage: Eukaryota; Dinophyceae; Syndiniales; Amoebophryaceae.